This is a messenger RNA of Epithele typhae, 2196 nucleotides long. Its product is annotated as OPT oligopeptide transporter. The transcript has 7 exons. Bases 1 to 2196 code for a protein of 731 amino acids. The record is from RefSeq and is a predicted model, not a curated record. NCBI's taxonomy places the organism in Eukaryota, Fungi, Basidiomycota, Agaricomycetes, Polyporales, Epitheliaceae. Gene Ontology annotation, molecular function: oligopeptide transmembrane transporter activity. Gene Ontology annotation, biological process: transmembrane transport.
AUGGCGUCCACAGCAGUCAACCUCUCCCAAACCCUCCCCCACCUCUUCCAGCGCCGCAACGGCUCCCCGGACGUCCCCGAGGACAUCGACCACUUCAACGACCCGAACUGGGACUACGAUGCUCCCGCUUCCCCGUCCGAGAGCACCUCUACCUUCGUAGAGAAGCGUUCCUCCUGGACCAACACUUCCUUCCGUUCCUCCGAUGUCGAUACGGACUCCCGCCCUAAGUUGGACCUCCGCGAGGCCGCCCUGGAGAACGAAGACUCGCCUUACGCUGAAGUGCGUGCCGCUGUGCCCAACUACGAUGACCCGACGUUGCCCGUCAACACCUUCCGCAUGUGGUUCCUGGGCCUCGUCAUCUCCACUAUUCUCUACGGACUUAACCAUUUCUUCGUCACCCGCUGGCCCUCCGUCUACAUCAGCGCCCUCAUCGCACAGCUGAUCGCCCUCCCGGCCGGCAAGUUUAUGGAGUGGGCUCUCCCGACCAGGAAGUUCAACACCUUUGGCUACGUUUGGUCCUUCAAUCCAGGCCCGUUCAACGUGAAGGAGCACACCGUGAUCACGAUGAUGGCCAAUGCCGUCUACUCCGACGUCUACGCAUCCACCAUCUUCCUCUCCCAGCGCGUCUUCUACGGUCAACGCCCCUCGGUCGCCUACGAGCUCCUCCUCUCCCUCUCGUCGCAACUCAUCGGUUUCUCCUUCGCCGGCGUUGUUCGCUCGCUCCUCAUCUGGCCGUCCAGCAUGAUCUGGCCGUCCGCGCUCGUGAGCUGCGCGCUGCUCAACACCCUCAACAAGAGCUGGACCAAGGUCGAGACCAAGCAUAUUUCGCGCGAGAAGUUCUUCCUCUUCGCUGCCGUCGGCUCCGCGCUGUGGUACUUCGUGCCCGGCUUCCUGUUCACCGGCCUCAGCGUGUUCAGCUGGGUCUGCUGGAUCGCCCCGAAGAACCAGACCGUCAACACUCUGUUCGGGUACAACACGGGCCUCGGCCUUGGCUUCCUGACUUUCGACUGGUCGAUGAUCUCCUGGCUCGGAAGCCCCUUGGUUUCUCCCUGGUGGACUGAAGCUAACAUCUUCAUCACAUUUGUUAUCGUCUACUGGAUCAUCGCCCCGAUCAUGUACUUCAAGAACGUCCUCUUCACCGCCUACUUCCCAAUCUCCUCUUCCGGCGCAUUCGACAACACCGGCGCGCCCUACAACAUCUCCGCGGUCGUCACGCCCCAGGGCGGGUUCAACGAGGAGGCGUACCGCAACUACUCGCCGCUGUUCAUGUCUGCUACGCUCCAGCUCGCGUACGGCACUCAGUUCGCGGUCAUCACUGCGGUCAUCGUGCACACCUUCCUCUGGUACAGGCAGGACAUCAUCCGCCAGUUCCGCCGCACGAUCCGGGACGAGCAGGACAUCCACUCGCGCCUCAUGUCGGUGUACAACGAGGUCCCAAUCUGGUGGUACGGGCUGCUCUUCGUCAUCGCCUUCACCUUCGGCGUGAUCGCGAUCGAGAUCUUCCCGUCGCAGUUCCCCGUCUGGGCAUUCAUCCUCUCCCUCGCCAUCUCCUUCUUCUUCGUCAUCCCCGUCGGCAUCAUCCGCGCGGUCACGAACCAGAUCCUCGGCACGAACGUCAUCUCCGAGUUCGUCGCGGGCUACGUGCUCCCCGACCAGCCGCUCGGCUCGAUGAUCUUCAAGACGAUGGGCUUCGUGCCCAUGUACCAGGCGCUCGGGCUCCUCAACUCCCUCAAGAUCGGCCACUACCAGAAGGUCCCGCCCCGGGUCAUGUUCCUCGCCCAGGUCGUCGCCUCCACGCUCGCGUGCUUCAUCGCCGUCGGCAUCCAGGAGUGGCAGUUCGCGCACAUCGAGGACUUCUGCUCCCCGACCCAGAAGGACGGCUUCUACUGCCUCGACCUCCCGCCCGCGACGGGCAUCAACUACUCCUCCUGGGCGAUGGUCGGCGCCUUCUUCCAGUGGUUCGUCCGCCGCUACCACUUCCGCUGGUGGCUCCGCUUCAACUACAUCCUCUCCGCCGGCCUCGACAUCGGCGUCUCCCUCGGCGCCGUCCUCGUCUUCUUCUGCCUCCAGUACCCCAACGGCGGCCUCACCCUCAACUGGUGGGGGAACACCGUCUGGCAGAACACGUUCGACGCGGUCGGCAUGCCCCGCCUCCUCGUCACCGACGUCCCGAUCGGGCCCCAGACGUGGCAGUAG